Hirundo rustica (Barn swallow) is the source of this 2893-nucleotide messenger RNA. RefSeq names its product cyclin-dependent kinase 11B. Bases 171 to 2483 code for a protein of 770 amino acids. The record is from RefSeq and is a predicted model, not a curated record. Gene Ontology annotation, molecular function: cyclin-dependent protein serine/threonine kinase activity; ATP binding. Gene Ontology annotation, cellular component: nucleus. The transcript is spliced from 20 exons. Gene Ontology annotation, biological process: regulation of mitotic cell cycle; protein phosphorylation. Lineage: Eukaryota; Metazoa; Chordata; Aves; Passeriformes; Hirundinidae.
GGCGAGCCGGGGGUGCCACGCGAGAGAGGGGCAGCGGCGAGUUAGCUCAGAGUUGGAUGCUCGGGGUGUUCCGCAAAUCGAACCCCCGCUUGUCAAAUUGUUGCGGUUUAUACGUUUCGGUAAACCGAGGAGUUAGUGCUCGUUGGCUAGGGUGUUUUUUUUAAACUCCAAUGGGUGAUGAAAAGGAUUCUUGGAAGGUGAAGACUUUAGAUGAGAUUCUCCAGGAGAAGAAGCGAAGGAAGGAGCAAGAGGAGAAGGCAGAGAUCAAACGUAUGAAAAAUUCAGAUGACAGGGAUUCCAAGAGGGAUUCUCUGGAAGAGGGGGAGCUGAGAGACCAUCGCAUGGAAAUCACCAUCAGGAACUCACCUUACAGGAGGGAAGACUCCAUGGAAGACAGGGGAGAAGAAGAUGAUUCCUUGGCUAUCAAACCACCCCAGCAAAUGUCCCGGAAAGAAAAAACCCAUCACAGGAAAGAUGAGAAGAGGAAAGAGAAGCGCAGGCACCGGAGUCAUUCUGCAGAAGGGAAACAUGCCAGAGUGAAAGAGAAAGAACGGGAGCAUGAGCGUAGGAAGAGACAUAGAGAAGAGCAGGAUAAAGCCCGGCGUGAAUGGGAGAGACAGAAACGGAGAGAGAUGGCAAGGGAGCAUUCCAGGAGGGAGAGAGAUCGUCUGGAGCAACUCGAGAGAGAAAGGGAAAGAAAAAUCCGGGAGCAGCAGAAGGAGCAGCGGGAGCAGAAGGAGCGAGAAAGGAGAGCUGAGGAGAGGAGGAAGGAGAGGGAAGCCAGGAGAGAAGUUUCUGCACACCAUAGAACAGUGAGGGAAGAAUAUGGAGACAAAGUAAAAAUGAGACCCUGGAGUCGCAGCCCUUUGCGCCAGCAGAGAGACAAGCUUGAGCAAGGAGAGAGCAGGAAACCAGCAGUGAAAGAGGAGAAACCAGAAGAGAGGGAUCCUCUGUCAGACUUGCAAGACAUCAGUGAGAGUGAGAGAAAAACCAGCUCAGCAGAGUCUUCCUCAGAAUCUGGAUCGGGCUCAGAAGAGGAGGAGGAAGAAUCCAGCAGUGAAGGCUCUGAGGAAGAGGGGGAGGAAGAGGAGGAGGAGGAGGAGACAGGAAGCAAUUCUGAGGAAGUGUCUGAGCAAUCAGCAGAGGAGGUGAGCGAAGAGGAAAUGAGUGAAGAGGAGGAACGGGAGAAUGGAAACCACAUCCCAGUUGUUCCAGAGUCGAGGUUUGACCGGGAUUCUGCAGGGAGCGAGGUGGAGGAGGAGGAGGUCGGGGAGGGAUCCCCUCAUUCCAAUGCCAUGACAGAGGGGGAAUAUAUUCCUGAUUCUCCAGCGUCCUCCCCCAUCGAGCUCAAACAGGAGCUCCCCAAGUAUCUUCCUGCACUCCAGGGCUGUCGCAGCGUGGAGGAGUUCCAGUGUUUGAACAGGAUUGAGGAGGGAACCUAUGGAGUGGUGUACAGGGCAAAGGACAAAAAGACUGAUGAGAUCGUGGCUCUGAAGCGACUGAAAAUGGAAAAGGAGAAGGAAGGUUUUCCCAUUACUUCCCUGAGAGAAAUAAAUACAAUUCUGAAAGCACAGCACCUGAAUAUUGUCACUGUCAGAGAGAUCGUGGUGGGCAGUAACAUGGAUAAAAUCUAUAUCGUGAUGAACUACGUAGAACACGACCUCAAGAGCCUGAUGGAAACCAUGAAACAACCUUUCCUGCCAGGGGAGGUGAAGACUUUGAUGAUUCAGUUACUGCGAGGGGUCAAACACCUCCACGACAACUGGAUCCUUCACCGAGACUUGAAAACUUCCAACCUGCUGCUCAGUCAUUCAGGCAUUUUAAAAGUUGGAGAUUUUGGAUUAGCCAGGGAAUAUGGGUCUCCCCUGAAGCCCUACACCCCCGUGGUCGUGACCCUGUGGUACAGAGCUCCAGAGCUGUUGCUUGGAGCAAAGGAAUAUUCCACAGCCAUAGACAUGUGGUCAGUGGGGUGCAUUUUUGGGGAGCUGCUGACGCAGAAGCCUCUGUUCCCAGGGAAGUCAGAAAUCGACCAGAUUAACAAAGUUUUUAAGGAUCUGGGUACUCCCAGUGAAAAGAUCUGGCCCGGUUACAACGAGCUGCCAGCAGUGAAGAAAAUGACCUUCACGGAGUAUCCCUACAACAACCUGCGCAAGAGAUUCGGGGCUCUGCUCUCUGACCAGGGCUUCGACCUGAUGAACAACUUCCUGACGUAUUACCCAGCGCGCCGGAUCACGGCCGAGGACGGGCUGAAGCACGAGUACUUCCGGGAGACGCCGCUGCCCAUCGACCCCUCCAUGUUCCCCACGUGGCCGGCCAAGAGCGAGCAGCAGCGCGUCAAGAGGGGCACCAGCCCCCGGCCCCCCGAGGGAGGGCUGGGCUACAGCCAGCUGGGUGAUGACGAUCUGAAGGACACAGGUUUCCAUCUGACCACCACCAAUCAAGGAGCAUCUGCUGCAGGACCUGGCUUCAGCCUCAAGUUUUGAACUCAAGGUGAAAAAGGAGGCGGGGGGAAAAAACCCACAAAUUAAAAAAACAAAUUACCAUUCAUGUGAGUGGAUUUGAGUGCCCCAGUUCUGUUCUCCGUGUCGGGGGCACCAGAUGUUUUUCCCUGUGAAAAAAACCUCAAAGAUUAUCACAGAUUCCAAGGCUCUUGUUUUGUAAAUCGAUGUGGAGUUUAACUGCUGCAUUCCAUUAGAGGACUGGAGUUACCUGAAAACCCCAGGAUCAUCACAAACUGUGACAAAGGACAACUUGAAAUAACAGUCCUGGAACAGUUUCUGGUUUAUUUUUAGGGGUUGGGGGUUUUUUUUGUUGAGUUUGUUUUGUUUUUUGGGUUGUUUUUUUUUUUUUCCUUGUAAAUUUGUAGAAUUAAAAUACAUUUUCAAUUGUUUAA